Salvia hispanica is the source of this 1700-nucleotide messenger RNA. RefSeq names its product Rubisco methyltransferase family protein. Gene Ontology annotation, biological process: peptidyl-lysine monomethylation. Gene Ontology annotation, molecular function: protein binding; protein-lysine N-methyltransferase activity. The record is from RefSeq and is a predicted model, not a curated record. Lineage: Eukaryota; Viridiplantae; Streptophyta; Magnoliopsida; Lamiales; Lamiaceae.
AUGGGUUUCGGCCCAAGUUCUUGGCCUACACCCAGCAGGCCCAAAGGCACCGUGUUGAAGAAAUUAUCCCCUGAGGAAAAGCGAGAGACAAACCCGAUGAAGCUAAUGGCGAGCUCACUCAUCCACGUGCGCCCGCUAGCGUCCGCCGCUGCGUCAGCUUUUCUCCGCCCUUCUCGCCUGGUUCCCCAGCCGCCGGACCUCCUCAAGUGGGUCCGUCGAGAAGGCGGCUUUGUGCACCAAUCAGUAAAGAUUGCAUUUUUGGAGGAGGAGAAGCCCAAUGGCCUCGGGCUAGGGCUCAUCGCCUGCGACGACAUCCCUAAAGGCUCCGACCUCAUUGUUCUUCCCGAACACAUUCCUCUCCGAUUCGAAGCAAAAGACGGCCAAUCUUCUGCUCUUACUCAUUUAGCUCGACAUGUUCCCGAGGAACUGUGGGCUAUGAAAUUGGGUUUAAGGCUUCUGCAAGAAAGAGCGAAAAAGGGUUCAUUUUGGUGGCCGUACAUCAGCAAUCUCCCCGAAACUUAUAGCGUGCCCAUCUUCUUCCCUGGGGAGGAUAUCAAGAACUUACAGUAUGCACCUCUCCUUCAACAGGUAAAUAAGAGGUGCCGUUUCCUUCUUGAAUUUGAUAAAUUGGUAAGAGAUGCACUUGAAAAUGUCAAAUUGGAUGACCACCCUUUUGGAGGCCAAGAGAUAGAUGCAUCGGCUCUUGGAUGGGCGAUGUCAGCUGUUUCAUCCAGAGCUUUCCGGUUGUAUGGCAGUAAACGUCCAGAUGGGACCCAUGACGAUGCUCCCAUGUUGCUUCCACUGAUAGACAUGUGCAACCAUAGCUUCAAGGCAAAUGCUAAAAUUGUUCAAGAAAAAGAAGCAAGCAACGAGAACAUGCUCGUAAAGGUGAUUGCUGGAACACAGAUUAAACAAAAUGAACCAUUAGAGCUCAAUUACGGCUGCUUGAACAAUGAUUUGUUUCUUCUAGAUUACGGGUUUGUCAUUCCCUCUAACCCGUAUGAUUGUAUCGAACUCAAAUACGACCCAGCACUUCUUGAUGCUGCAAGCAUGGCUGCUGGAGUUUCGUCUCCAAACUUCUCCUCUCCAACACCAUGGCAGCAACAGGUUCUUCGCCAACUAAACUUAGAUGGUGAAAAUCCGGACCUCAAGGUGAGGAUCGGAGGAUCAGAGCUGGUCGAGGACAGACUCCUGGGCGCGUUGAGAGUCCUCCUCUGCAAUGACAGAGAAGCAGUAGAAGCGGUGGAUAUGAAGACACUGAAAUCUGUAACGGCAGAGGCUCCUCUAGGGAUAUCGAACGAGUCAGCUGCUUUCCGCAUCAUCAUUGCUCUCUGUGUAAUCGCUCUGCAGCAUUUCCCCACGAAGAUCAUGGAAGACGAGCCCCUGCUCCAACAGACAGUCUCUCCUACAACAGAGCUAGCCGUCCGGUACAGAAUCCAGAAGAAGUCUCUCAUCAUUGACGCCAUGAGAAAUUUCACCAACAAAGUGAGGAAGCUUUCGUCGCAGGAAAGCGUCGCCUCUCAAUAAUAUAACCACAACUUCCUUCUCCAAAUUCCAAUCCCGUUUAAUCGAUAGCUUCAAUUUUUCGUGUGGAGUUUGUAAAAAGAGGCCUCGUGAAUGCUUAGAGGCAAACUAGCCCCCAAUUUGGAAUCAAGAACUUUGAUUUGAAAAGUAAUAAGAUACCUAAAAUUAUCUUAAAA